Messenger RNA from Puccinia triticina, 336 nucleotides. RefSeq lists its product as uncharacterized. The coding region runs from base 1 to 336 and encodes 111 amino acids. The transcript has 3 exons. The record is from RefSeq and is a predicted model, not a curated record. NCBI's taxonomy places the organism in Eukaryota, Fungi, Basidiomycota, Pucciniomycetes, Pucciniales, Pucciniaceae.
AUGCACGUUUUCAAGCUCGCACUUCCUUUUUUUGCCGUGGUUUGCGGUGUCACACGCGGUGCCACAACUCAAGCUGAGCCGCACGUGCUAUGCACGGGGAUUCAUCCCCAUUGCUUCUGCGCAGUGGACGCCAGAAAUUAUGGACCAACUGCAAGAUGGGCCGUUACUCGUAAAUGCAGAGAUUUGCAAAACUAUAAUUUUGGACCCUGUUUUCUAGAAAUUGGAUACCCCGGUUUCCCACCUCAGGCCUUUUGUUGUGAUAAAACUGUCACUAAAGUUGGCCAGGCAACCGCUGAAGCGCUAAACAAAAAUUGCAUAAUGAGAGAUCCUCGUUGA